Stylophora pistillata is the source of this 980-nucleotide messenger RNA. RefSeq names its product peptidyl-prolyl cis-trans isomerase FKBP5. Gene Ontology annotation, molecular function: peptidyl-prolyl cis-trans isomerase activity; protein binding. Lineage: Eukaryota; Metazoa; Cnidaria; Anthozoa; Scleractinia; Pocilloporidae. The record is from RefSeq and is a predicted model, not a curated record.
ACAAAGCUUAUGUCUGUUCCAAUAUGGCGGAUGAAAAUGAUUGAUUCUCGUGUUUCAGCCCUGCCGAGGACUAUAACUCGAAAAGGAACUGGAUUAGAAACACCGAAUUAUGGAUCAUCUUGUCAUAUCAAACUGAAGAUUUUUCCUCCGGAUGGUACAGUCCUUCACAAUGCUCAGAAGAAAGUCGUUAUAGGUGAAGGUGACAGUGAAGUAUCUGAGACCUUGGACAAAUGCCUUGAGUGUAUGCAUGCUCAGGAAAUCUGCUUGAUACCUUUUGACAACGAGGAUUUGUGCCAAGAGCUGGGUAUUGUCUAUGAAAGGGAUCUUAAAUGUGAAAUUGAGCUUCUUUCCUUCUCCAAGGCAAAAGAGCCUUGGGAAACUAUCCCAGAGGAUAAAAUGUCCCUUGCCAAACAUCACAAAGAAAAAGGAACAGAUUGUUUUAAGUCUGGAAACUGGACCAGCGCUGCAAGACGUUAUAGCCAAGCCCUCAAGCAGUUGAUCCUAAUAGAAGAUAAAUUGUCUGAACGAAAAGAAGAUCAAGAACAACUGAGAGCUACUUGUCUUCUCAACUUAUCUGCAUGCCAAGGAAAGCUUGGGCAGUAUGACUUUGUAGCACUAAACUGCACAAAGGUACUAAGUCUGUGGCCUACAAACGUUAAAGCUCUCUUCAGACGAGGACAGGCAUUUGUUAUCUUGAAUGAAUUCGAAAAGGCAAGAGAGGAUUUAGAGAAGGCUCUAACAUAUGACCCGUCCAACAGAGCAGUAAAAGAUCAAUUAAGAAUUCUCAAGCAGAAGGAACAGAAACACGAUGAAAAGUUAUCCAAUGCACUAGGUGUGAUGUUUGGACGCAACAUGUAACUGUCGAUUGGCAGGACUUUUUCCCACAAGAUUGGGAGAGUCCCUGAGAACACUACAGUUUGAUUUUCACUAUCCUUACCUACGCUGAAACGCAUUGCAUAGUAAAGAUCGGUAGUAACGCA